Acanthoscelides obtectus is the source of this 3631-nucleotide messenger RNA. NCBI's taxonomy places the organism in Eukaryota, Metazoa, Arthropoda, Insecta, Coleoptera, Chrysomelidae. The record is from the annotation of a GenBank genome assembly.
ACCGUUGCACAUCCCUCAGCAUGUAAUAAUAAUAAUAAUAAUAAUAAUAAUGUUUAUUGGAGUAUUAUGUUCAGAAAAGCAUCCUUAGGGAGACCGGGGCUGGUAGCCGCACGGGUUGGUAGCCGCACUGGCUUUUUCCCCAAAACUAUAAAUAUGGCGACAAUGCCGCGUAUCGUGUUUUAAAGCUUAAGUCGCGCCCGAACUUUGUGGAAGGUUUCAGUCUGAUCAGUGCAAUAGAAGUGAGUGCACGCCGUCAAGUGUUAUUUUGAUGCUCGUAAGUGAAUUUAUUUUUUCUAUUGUUUUUAUUAUAACUUUUGAUGUAAAAGUAAGAAUAUAAAACCAAGUAGACCGUCCGAAUUCUACGGAAAUCUAUUUUUUAGUAACAUAUUUUUAAUAACCACUUUAGUUACCAGACAAAAAAUAAACGCAAAAGUAUUUUAAAAAACGCUUUGGGGUCGGUCGCCGCAUUUGUUGAGGGGCAGGUUGCCGCAUGCGGCAACCAUCCCCACUUUGGAUUUUAAAUCAUAUUGUUGCGACGCAAAAAUGUAUUUAUUUAUAUAUACGUAAUUUUAACGAUAAGCUUAGCAUGAAUAAUUUAACUUCUAACAUAAUCAUAGCGAAUGACCACCUGUAUCCGAUGUAAACUAUAGAAGUUACUCGUAUUCCACGUAAAUAGAAAAAUAACAAGGGUAAAACAAAAGUAAAUCCCCGUAUUACUGUGAUGACGAGCAACUUCCUGUUUACCGCUUUUCAUCCUUAUUAGCUAUCUCUAUCUGGAAAUCUCCCUUUCAACUUUUACGCUCAUUAUCCCUACCUUAGCUUCACAUUUGCAUCUAACUGGACCUAACCUGUAUCCACUUUUCACUUUCACGCCUACUCUCGACUUAUUCCCUUUAGCUCCACCCUUAUGACGUCCUAUCUAUACCUUAGCAUUUAAACCUUUCUUAACACUCCUACUCUUCCCUAAUCAACCAAUAGAAUAGCAUUGGAUAAUAUUAAACACAUAGCUGCAUGCGAAAAAUAUUGUAUACGUCGACAGCAUGACAGAUUCGUCUCAACUUACGAACGAGUAACACAUAACUGUUAUCUCCAACCACUUGUAACUCUUUAUCGUAUUACGCCAUAAAUUAAAAUAAAUCAAUAUAUGUAAAAAAUAAAGUCUUUGUAGAUCAAUUUGUACAAAGAAGAGUGAGUAUACAUAAUAAUAAAUAUAUAUUUCACUCCUACACUCAACACAUAUAAUUUGGAAAAACAUAUUUAAAAACGUUUUAUUAUCUUCAUAGAAUAUGAGAAACCGUAAAAGAACCACUGAAAGGGGUAAGACACCAGCACACAUUAUGCUAAGGGCUGCAAGAGAGGUCAAAUUAAAUAAUAAAUCCAUUAGAGGAGCAGGAACCGAUUACGAUAUCCCUGAAAGAACCCUGAGACGAUUUCUGCAGAAAGUCACGGAUGAAGAGCUUUAUGGCACUAAUGAACUACCUACAACAGCAGUCGGCUAUAUAAAAAAAAGACAGGUUUUCUCCGACGACCAAGAGAAACAAUUAGAGGAAUAUAUAUUAAAGGCUGCCGAUGUAUACUUUGGCUUAUCACCAAAACAGAUAAGAACUUUUGCUUAUGAAUGGGCUGUCUCACUAAAAAUUAAAUUUCCCGAUUCCUGGAAUACAAAUAAAUGCGCCGGACAAGAUUGGUUUACCUAUUUUAUUAAAAGUCUGUCUAUAUGUACGCCGGAAGCCACAAGUUUGGCACGAGCAUCAGGAUUCAAUAAGCACAGUGUAGGAAAUUUUUUUAAAAAUCUGAAAACAGUUCUGCAUAGGCUACAAAUUGGUCAUCAGGAUAUCUACAAUAUGGAUGAAACUGGAAUUACGACCGUUCAAAAACCUGACAGAAUUGUAGCAAGAAGGGGCUUUAAACAAGUAGGUCGAAUCACGUCUCAAGAAAGAGGCACAUUAGUGACUCUCGCGAUAGCUGUAAACGCCAUUGGUAAUAGCAUUCCGCCCUAUUUUAUUUUUCCACGCGUUAACUUUAGAGAGCACAUGCUCUCUGGUGCCCCACCUGGAAGCGCUGGCGCAGCUAACCAGUCUGGAUGGAUGAAAAAGGAGCAUUUUCUGCACUGGUGUCAACAUUUUGUUAAGCACACUGGUUGCUCCAAAGAAAGGCCGGUACUUCUGUUUUUAGACAACCAUGACUCCCAUUUAUCAAUUGAUUCUUUGGACUAUCUUAAAGAGAAUGGAGUGACGGUGUUGUCCUUUCCGCCACACUGCUCUCACAAGCUACAGCCGCUGGACAGAUCAGUGUAUGGGCCCUUAAAAAAAUAUGUAAAUACAGCAUGCGAUGGUUGGAUAACCAGUCAUCCAGGGUCUAGUAUGACCAUCUACGAUGACCCUAAAAUUGUGGCCGUCGCUUUGCCAAGCGCAAUAACACCAAAGAACAUAACAGCAGGGUUUAAAGUGUCACGAGUUUAUCCAUUCAAUGAAUGUGUCUUUUCUGAAGACGAAUUUCUCCCCUCUUAUGCUACUGACCGCCCACUUAUUGAGCAAGCAAAAGAUGAUGAAAUUGACAGGAAACCUAAUAAUAGCCCUAAACCUAAAAUAUCUCAGGAUACUAGUCCCCAACCAGGAACAUCUCGGGAUUAUUCUGAAAUUCUUAACGCUGAUAGCUCAAUGCCAAAAACUUCUGAGAUAAACCCACCGCUCGAAGAAAAAACUCCGGAAAAGCAAAUAAUUAAAAAUAUUAACAUAUUAGCCAAAGAAGAUACCGAGUUGAACACCCAAAAAAAAAACAGUCAGUCCAUUUGAGCUAAAGCCCCUGCCAAAAGCUCCACCAAGAAAAAAUGAGAAUAAAGGAACUCGAAAAAGGCGUCACACCGAGAUUUUGACAGAUACGCCAAUAAAAGAGGCACUCAGAGAUGAACAAACAAAAAAAGUUCCAAUAAGAAAAGAGCUUAAAAAUAACAAAGAAAACAAAAAACAAAAUAAAAAGAAGAAAAAUGUAAAUAAAAAACAAUUGGCUGAAGAAUCGAGCGAUGAAGAUGAGUGUCUAUGCGCUUACUGCCUUGAUACUUUUACAAACAGUCGUCCGGGUGAGGAAUGGAUUAGAUGUUUUUCAUGCAGUGGGUGGGCACACAAAGAAUGUGUGGGAGAAGAUAACGCUCCUUUUUAUUGUAUUAAUUGUAUGAGUGAGUAGAGAAGUGUUUGUAACUUAAAAUGUUAAUAUUUUUUAUUUUAAGUCUUUGUGACCUAAGUUCAUUAAAGAGUUAGUUACCUAAUUUUCUUAUAAGUUUAACACUUAACGAUAACUUUGACUGUUUUUUUAGUUUUACUUUUUAUUACCUGAGUUCAUUAGUUAAAUUUUCUAAUAAUUUUAGGUUUAAAAAAAUGUACCUAUUUGAUUAAAAAAAAUAAAAACAUUUUUCUUGUCAAAAUUUAAUAUUAGAAAAUAAAAAAUCACACAUUCUUUAUUUUUUUACAAUCAUUUUUGUAUGCGGCAACCUACUCCAUGUGGUGCGUCAACCAACCCCGUUAGAGGGGUAGGUUGCCGCACUCUGCUUUACUGAAGGAAAUAUUUUAUGUUGCAAAUAUAUAGGACUUUUCACGGCAACAAUGGGUUUUAAAAAAUAUUAAUUAUAGUAGCC